AUGAGAAAGUAUAUCAAGAUCAUUGGAUUUGCAAUUCUUGGUUCUUCUGUCCUCACUAAGCAUAAGCAUGUAGAUAAAAACGAAAACGAUGAUAAUGUUUCGACCAAAGUAGUGGAUAAUACGACAACCAUGCUUGAGGGAGGAAUCUAGAUGACUAAAUCAAAAGAUAGAGUGGAAUUUAUUAAGAACAAUCAUGGCAAUUCAAAGACAUUAGAGAACUUUGAAUUCAAUAACUCAGGUAAUGGCAAAACAAUUACUAUAACUAAUAACAAUAUUGAUUUCUUAGAAGUCUAAACCCAAAUAUAUCCAAUAUUCAUUUCGGAUUUCACAAUACCUAUUUAAAAUAACUUGAAAUUAGAUCAAGAUAUUCCAUUGGAAGAUAUUGUAAAUAAUAAUAGAUAACACCAUCACUCUUCUCAUCAUUCUCAUAAUAAUAAAGAAAAGCAUGGCUAAUAAAAUAACUAAUCUAAAUAAAGUCUAAACUAAGUUCCUAAUAGAGCUUCUGAAUCAGAGAGAAAGACUUCAUGUGGUGAUAAAAAUUGUAGUGCUCAUAGAUUGCACAAGCUUAUUAGAGAAAAUAAGCAGAGAUAUGAUCUGACAGAUCUCACUGCAAGUGAUAUUUAACCCAUACAAAUUCAAGAUGAUAUCAUAUACUCGAAUUAUUACCACUCUAACUGA
This is a messenger RNA of Stylonychia lemnae, 678 nucleotides long. The record is from the annotation of a GenBank genome assembly. Lineage: Eukaryota; Ciliophora; Spirotrichea; Sporadotrichida; Oxytrichidae.